Lichtheimia ornata is the source of this 438-nucleotide messenger RNA. RefSeq lists its product as uncharacterized. The transcript has a single exon. NCBI's taxonomy places the organism in Eukaryota, Fungi, Mucoromycota, Mucoromycetes, Mucorales, Lichtheimiaceae. The coding region runs from base 1 to 438 and encodes 145 amino acids. The record is from RefSeq and is a predicted model, not a curated record.
AUGUCCACAGCCCUUACUCUUCCUCCUCCUCAACAACAACAGCAAGGAACCAUGGCUGAUGCAGCAGCAGCAGCAGCAGCAGCACCUGCAAGGUACAAAUCUCUUUUAAGCCGUCCUGCUCGGUUGUUUCAGAGAAGCAACAAGACAGCUCCACUGGUGGAUGCAACAUCACCCAAGCCCAUGAUGGAAGAAAAGGCGAAAAUGGCCAACAAAAAACCAAAGUCGAUGACAUUGGCUUUGCGAGAAAACUCCAUGAGCGAUGUAUUCAAGCUGUCAACGAUCAAUGGGUCCGGAGAGUAUCUUCCACCAUCACCUUGUGAGGAUAGCAAGCGAGACCAUUGGCUCGAUGUAGACCAGGAUGAACUUGCCUUUCGAUUGCCAAGCACCGAUCGUUUGACCAAAGAAAACUGCUUCUUUACCCCUUCAGCUACCAUGUAG